GAAUAGAAUAAUUGUUCUUUCGAGUGUUGCAUAACGAGGGUAAAACAUGUAAGAUUGCUUUACUUGUUCCUAUCGAAGUAACUAUCCCUCGAUACCUCGAGAAAUACAUCGUUCUUUGCCGUAUUGAUAAUUUCCAUUUUAGGAAAUCGUAUAGUUAGCUAGUAUGCUUCACAAGUAUCCAAAGAUACUUCCAAAGAAGAAAAAUAUAAUAAAAAUAAUUAUUUGUGCUGAAAUUGUAUGUUUCUUUGGAUUUUCAAUAGUUUGGCAAUUUUUAUAUACGUUUCAAGAUUGCAGAUAUUAUGUUCAUAAAAAAUUUCCAAUGCUACUAGAAGGUUAUUAUAAACUGGAAGAAAAAAUAUAUAACAAAAACAUCAAAUUAACGGAUCUCACACUGUGGCAGCAACAAAAUGAAAGUUAAAUUUUAUGAAGUUUGUAAAACUUUCAUCAAUUUUAAUAGGUAGUGAUGGUUUAACAUAUUCUUCACAGAUUGAUUCUUAAAGACAGUUUUUAUGUAAAAGACUUUAAAUAUUUUAAAUUUAUUAAAAUAACCUAUUAAUGAAGAUAAAUUUUUCAUUGAAAAUAAUAAAUAUUCAAAGUUGAAUGUUAUACAAAAUAUAAUUUAAAAAAGAAAAAACAAUAUUGAAAGUGCAAUAUGGAUUCUCCUCCUCUAAUAGAAGGUAGUUUACCAGAUCGUAUUACUAAAAGAGAUCGUGAAAGAAAAAAUGUUAUUGAAAGACGAAGAGAAGAAAGGCAAUCUUUAGCUGUUGAAUCUGAACAAAGCAGUUAUUUUAAAGAUACAUUUUAUUCAUCAUGUAAACAAAUUAAAGAUAUGUUAGAUGAUGCAUCUAAUGCUCCCACAUCAGCUCUUCCUGGAAUAUUUGAUAAAAUAAAUAAGGAAAUUCAAAUGCUUAAGAAUUAUUUAUCUCAAUCAAAAAUGUUUUUAAAAGUUUAUGAUAUUAGAAGAGCACAAGAAAACUUACAAUUAUUAGAAAAUGAAGCUUCUGAUUUAGAAAUAAAAUUAUUACCUAAGAAAAAAUUUGGUUUUAAAAAUCGGAGAGUUGUGAAAAAGACAUCUGACAAAACACAUGAUAUGACAGAUGGUUUAAAAGAUUUAAAAAUUUCAGAAGGAAUUGUAAAUGGUUCUGCAAAGCAGAAUCAUAAAUUAUCAAGUAAAUAUGGAGAUAGUGCUUGUAUGUUAUUGGGAAAAGUUAAUGAACAAUUAGUUUUGGAUGCUGAAAAUGUGAAUAAAAAUGAUAUUUUACUUUCUGAUUUAAUUCGAUGUACAAUACGAAUUUAUGGUACACCUAGUACUUUACAUAUGGUAAACUUAAAACAGUGUACUGUAUUAGUUGGACCAGUAACAUCAUCUGUAUUUGCACAUGAUUGUAAUGAAUGUGUAUUUGCUUUUGCAUGUCAACAACUUCGAUUACAUUCUUCAAUAGAUUGUACUAUUUAUAUACAUGUUACAAGUAGGUCAAUUAUAGAAGAUUGUACAAAAAUACGUGUAGCACCUUAUAAUUGGUCUUAUGAAGAUCAAGCAAAUCACUUUAAUUUAGCUGGACUUGAUCCAAAAAUAAAUAAUUGGAAUUGUGUUGAUGAUUUUAAUUGGUUAUCUAAUGAAAAGCAUUCACCAAAUUGGAGCAUUUUAGAUCCUGAAUUGCGUGUAAAAAGUUGGGAUUAAUAAAUACAAAUAAAAUAAAUCAUAAUGUCUAAAACUCAGUUCUAAAAAUAUCAUUCUUUUAAUAUUAGAUACUUAUUUUGUUAUAUAUAUAUAAAUUCUUUAUGUCCAUACUCUGCUUUUUCACAAAAAUUAUAUUAUAUGUAAGUGUUUUGUAUACUUACAAAAUGUUUAAUAAACUUGCUGUUUAUGAA
Molecule: messenger RNA, 1872 nt
Organism: Apis cerana (Asiatic honeybee)
Lineage: Eukaryota; Metazoa; Arthropoda; Insecta; Hymenoptera; Apidae
Gene: TBCC
Product: Tubulin-binding cofactor C
Biological process (GO): tubulin complex assembly; post-chaperonin tubulin folding pathway
Cellular component (GO): cytoplasm
Molecular function (GO): tubulin binding
Source: RefSeq, a predicted model, not a curated record